Molecule: messenger RNA, 1667 nt
Organism: Monodelphis domestica (gray short-tailed opossum)
Lineage: Eukaryota; Metazoa; Chordata; Mammalia; Didelphimorphia; Didelphidae
Product: L-lactate dehydrogenase A chain-like
Biological process (GO): pyruvate metabolic process; lactate metabolic process
Cellular component (GO): cytoplasm
Molecular function (GO): L-lactate dehydrogenase (NAD+) activity
Source: RefSeq, a predicted model, not a curated record
AUGCGGUGUUUUUUGGGGGCCCUCUACGCUAGCAGAAGAGUGGGCCCUGGGGGUGUCGCUCUCACCAGUCCAGGCACAGCCCUGAGCCCCCGAAGGAUGGAAUGCCCCUCAAUGAGGGUCGCCUGGCCCCUGGCCCCCGUUUCCAGGGUAGGAUCAAUCAAGGAUCAGCUGAUGAAGAAUAUCCUUGAGAAAGAGACUAUUGACCGCAAUAAGAUCUCUAUUGUAGGGGUUGGUUCUGUUGGCAUGGCAUGUGCCGUCAGUAUUGUAAUGAAAGAGUUGGUUGAUGAACUUGCCCUCAUAGAUGUUGAUGGAAACAAAGUAAAGGGAGAGAUGAUGGAUCUUCAACAUGGAAGCCAAUUCAUUAACAUGCCUAAUAUUGUCUCUGGCAUAGAUUUCAAAGUGACUGCAAACUCGAAGCUGGUUAUUGUCACGGCUGGUGCUCGCCAGAAAGAGGGAGAAGAUCGACUUGAUCUGGUUUAUCGAAAUGUGGAAAUUUUUAAGUUAUUCAUUCCAGAGAUUAUCCAGUACAGUCCCAACUGCAUAAUUCUUGUUGUUACCAACCCAGUGGAUAUUAUGUCUUAUGUUGCCUGGAAGCUAAGUGGUUUUAGCUCAUACCGUGUCUUUGGAAGUGGCUGCUCUCUGGACACUUCUCGUUUUUGUUUCUUCAUUGGGGAGAGGCUGGGUAUCAAUACCCGUAGUUGUCAUGGGUGGAUCCUUGGAGAGCAUGGCGACAGUUCUGUGCCUAUUUGGAAUGGGGUGAAUAUUGCUGGGUUUCCUCUGAAGAUUUUGAAUCCAGACAUUGGAACCAGUAAAGACCAGGAGCAGUGGGAAACUAUUCAUAAAGCUGUGGUUGCCAGUGCUUAUGAAGUGAUCAAGAUGAAGGGCUAUACCUCCUGGGCUAUUGGCUUGUGUGUGGCAGACCUGACUCUCAGUAUUAUGAGAAAUAUUAAGAAGGUACAUCCAGUUUCUACCUUGAUUAAGGGCUUUUAUGGCAUAAAAGAAGAGAUCUUCCUCAGUCUUCCCUGUGUUGUGGGAAAGGAUGGUAUCACAGAUAUUUUGAAAAUAACUUUGAGUCCUUUGGAGGAAAGUCGAUUAAAGAAGAGUGCAGAUACUCUCCUUCAAGUACAGAAAGAUCUUAAGUUGUAAAGUCAUUUAGUGUCCUAUCACUAGAGAAAAGGACAGUAGAUAAGAAUUGUAUAUGCUUAACUUUUCAUAGCAAUUCAAUCUUUUACUUGACUUGUGAUCAAGCACCAAGUAUAAAGCAAAAAUAGAAAAGGUCUCUUUAGAAAUAGUAAAUGGUAAGGUUGACUUCUGUUCAAUCAUAUUGCUUGCAUACUAAUGUUGGAUGCUAUAUUGAAUAGUUAUUAAGUGAUUGAAGCAGCUGAGGUUCAAGUUUCUACCUCGUAUGUGCUGUAUGUCUUAUGUCUAGAACAAUCUCUGAAUUUGUUUUUUUUGUUAGAGAAUUUCUAGUUAGUUCUUUGACAUGGACUAAUCCAUCAGCCUCAUUGAUGAUCUUGUGUUUUACAUUAAAAGCAUUUCUGUGUAUAUGUAUGUAUAUGAAUAAAUAAACCAUGUGGAGUUUUUCAUGCUGAUAUAUUUCUGCAACCACUUUUUCUACAUGUCAAACCAGUUUCAAUACCAAAUAAAUUAUUAAUAGCUCUAAUGAA